GCGAACGCGACGAUGCCGUACAAGUGUCUUCUCCGCCUCGCGGCAUGACUAGACUUACUGGUCAGUACGUUUGUCACAUGCAGGCGCGAUAAUUAUCAGAGUAUAUCCGCUACGGCGGAUGGACUGUGUGUCAUACCCACUGACUUUCAAGUGACAGAGAUACCUUACGGAACCGGCAGCAUACCGUCGCAGCGUUCGUAUGGGUGUACUCCUGGAUCACUCACCAUCUCCUUCCUCCUGUGAUACGCAAGGAAAGCCGCGAAAAUUCCGGAGUACAGGCCGAAUUACCGGUGCGAACAGCGUAAAGCACCGUGAGCGAGUCCCAGUACAGCAGCAACGACGAGCGCCGUAUUCAGGAGGCCAGAACACACAAACAGCUCACUCAAGAUAGGGCCACUCAGCCAAGCCACGUCGUUUCUGCUCACCG
Messenger RNA from Fomitopsis serialis, 427 nucleotides. RefSeq lists its product as uncharacterized. The record is from RefSeq and is a predicted model, not a curated record. The transcript has a single exon. The coding region runs from base 200 to 391 and encodes 63 amino acids. NCBI's taxonomy places the organism in Eukaryota, Fungi, Basidiomycota, Agaricomycetes, Polyporales, Fomitopsidaceae.